UUUUGAUCAACACAUUAGAUAGAUUUGAAAUAUUUACGCAAAGUGUGGGAACAGUAAUCAUUGAUUUGCAUAUCCUGGCAAGAAAUUUUGAUAAAUUUGGGUGCCAGUUGUGAACUGACAAUUGUGAAGCAAAAUGUUCUUUUUAGUACUAUUUCUAACAUAUACCAAUAUGGUAUUUGUAACAAAAACUGAAGAUACAUUAAUUUGUAUAAAUGAUACAAAUUGUAACGAACCAAUAGACUCAACUAUAUAUACACAAAAUCCUACAAUUAAUCUAUCUGACUUAGAAAUUUCAUCAAAUGAUAUAGAAGAGAAUAAUCUAUUUACUACUAUUAUUCCCAUAGAGAUAACAUCUUCAAGAAUAAAUUCUAAUAUAACAGAACAAGAAGAAUUAGAAUCAACUUCAAUAACAAUAUCCUCGCCAAUUGUACAUCCAGAUAAUGAUGAAGUUCUUAUACUUGAAGAAAAAGAAAUAUGCGAAUGCAAUUUGAUUAAAUUUUCUUGUGAUAUCAAUUGCUGCUGCGACACAGAUUGCAAUCAAUUUCAUUUAUCUGCUUUUUCGCACUGUCAAAAUUAUCAUGUAAAAGUUUAUGAUAGUCGGUAUUGCUACAAUCGAAAUUUGAUACAAUGGAACAACACAGCUUUUAUUCUUGAAAAACUUGGAAAUAAUUUAUUUUGCAUUUUAUAUGACAAUCUUCCAUCUACAUAUAACAUCGACAAUGAUUUGGUACUAAACAAUGAAAAAGAUCUGUGGAAAGUGAUACAAAAUAAAUACAAAUGGAAAAUAGAACAUAGUGCAGGAUUAACCAAAUAUAAUUUGUCUAAAUAUUAUCAACAUGGAGAUAUAUUGUGGAAAUUACAAAAUAAAUCUAUUGAAUCAAUAGACCUUUUACAAUCUGGAUUUACUGAAAUCUGUUCGUUUAGGAAGACUUUAAGAUAUUUGGAAAAUUGGAAAGGUACAUGCCUACAAAAUGAUUUGACAAAUAUGAAUCAAUAUUUGUUCACUAUGACAUUCAAUAACUUUACAGUUAUUAAGUCCUUACCAUUAUUUAACGACACAUUCGUUCGAAAACAGGCAUGCCGAAGCAAUAUUUGUUUAUCAAUAAAGAGUCAUUAUUGUCGAAACUCAUUUUCUGCAUGCAAUGGAACCAGAAUAUCAAGUUUUUGCAUGAACUCCACCUGUCUCAACAUUGUAAAGGGACUGAAAUAUAUAAUUACUCACAAUGGUUCUGCUGGAAUCAGCAACAUUGACGCAUAUUUUGAUAUAGGCAAUGCAUCUCAUGCUUUCUAUCAAUAUUUUGAGGUCCAAUACAAUUGGAUAGACGUGAAUAAAACAAAAGUCUUUGCUCGUAGUGGAAAUCCUGGCUACAUAAUGGGUAAGCCGAUCAUUUUCGGCAUUUCUCGUGCUAAUAAAAGCAACGAGAUUUUUUUCAACAAAACUGAUGGAUUUCUUACAUUACCCUUGGCUGGGAAAAAUGGAGAGUGCGAUCAAAUUAACAGGCAUAUUAUUGCAUUUGGUGAAGAUGUUAAAUUGAAAUGCUCCGCCAAAUUAUUAUUAAAAAAUUUCACCACAUUAUCGUGCACGGAACUACAGAAUCUGACUAUGCAUUUCUUCAUGAAGGACUCUUUGCUAAAUGCGAGUCAGCAUUACAGCGCUUAUGUUUCCAAAUUGGGUAAUAUUGCCAAGAAAGAUACAACUGACUGGUUGCAGAUCAUGUUUGACAGGAUACCGCAUAGUGUCGUUACUGCACACACUAUUGGGAAACAAAUCCUGUGUUCAGGAUUAUUUACAUCAAUGCACUUUAAUAUCCUUUAUUCGAAAUUGUCAGAGCCAAAAACUUUUAUGAAUCAUAAAAUAUUAGGUAUUGCCAUUACGUUUGGUAAGGAAGAAGAUAUUAGUUGGCCAAAGUGCAUACCAAAGAAUUGUACAGACAUCCUUAGUAUUGACAUUAUUUCUCAUGUCAAUUUUUAUGAUGUUUCAAAGCCAUCCAAAUAUCACUUUGUUGGUGGACCAAAUUUAGACAUUAUGUUACCUUAUGAUUUUUUUUAUCCUUUUCUGAAUGGCUCGAAAAAAAUAGAAAUGUUGAAUAUAUUUGUCUUUUUAGUUAUAUACUUAGUAUUACAUGCAAGUAUUAGUAUUUAAUAUAAACAUGUAUCUAUAUCAUAACUUCAUUUUUCUCUUUAAUUAAAAUUUUUUUCUCCUUUUAUCUUGAUUGACGUGUAAAAGAAUUAUAGUGUCCUCUAAAAUCACAUAUAUAUAGUAAAUUAGGGAUCACUUGCACUCUAGUAUGUACGCAUUUGAAAUUUGACAACUGGCGCGAUAAAUAAUUUUUAAACUUUAUUUUUUUUUUCCUUGCAAUGUGACUUUUAUCGAAGGUUAAGAUAUUUGUUUAUCAAUGUUUAUUAUAUGGUAUAUGUUUCAAUUAUACGGAUAUUUCAAUUUUACAUCAAUAUCUUUUUCUAUUUUUCUUUUAUUAAUUUUUAUUAAAUUUG
Messenger RNA from Cataglyphis hispanica, 2493 nucleotides. Its product is annotated as tectonic-1-like. The record is from RefSeq and is a predicted model, not a curated record. The transcript has 6 exons. Gene Ontology annotation, cellular component: ciliary transition zone. Gene Ontology annotation, biological process: cilium assembly. Lineage: Eukaryota; Metazoa; Arthropoda; Insecta; Hymenoptera; Formicidae. The coding region runs from base 134 to 2143 and encodes 669 amino acids.